GCAAGGUGUUAGGGGCAGUCGGUGACUCAGGGUCAGCGGGGUCAUCUGCGUUACUACGGGUCUGACGCCUGGCUGUGGCUUGCAUUCGCUAUACGAGAGGACUGUACACGGGAUGAUCAUCCCUAGCCGACUCUGGAAGCACAAGUCCGUCCCAGACAUAAAAGCUACAGGUGUGGCUGCCCUCUGCUUCUCACCGUCUCUACCUCAACCGUCACCAUACUCACACCAUGGGCCGCAUGGACGAUGUUGUCUCCUCACGCGCUAGUGCCCCCCAGGUGGCUAGAUUACCCGUAACAAACCCGUCGGUCACGGAUGGGUCCGCGGUGACGCCGCCAUCGUAUGACACGAGCAGCCGCCGCGACGCUAAACCUACGGCUACAGCACCUCAGGUACCGCGCUCUCAGACAUAUAUAUUCAUAUUUCUGGCGGAAGAAACCGGUAAGAUGCUACGAUCCGUCGACUCUCAACAGACCGGCGGCGGUACCCACGCACGCACGCAAUAUGGCAAGGGCGACCAAGUCGAAGUGAGGAUUGACGCAAACGUCUGGGUGGUCGGCAUGAUUGUUACGGUUCUCCACGUCGCAAACAGGCUCUUCGGGGCUCAGUACGAAGUGAGCUACAGGUCCCCCCGCGGAGGCAGGCAGCUCAAGCGCACUUUCGACAUCGAUCAAGUGCGACCGCGGGCAGCAGGCCAUGGCGGCUAGAUCCCGGCCAUCGGAGCACCCGUAAAACCGGCAGGAAGCUCGUCGUAGUACGCAUGAAGCCGCGAUUCGAAUGCACUUCUU
Phanerochaete carnosa HHB-10118-sp is the source of this 785-nucleotide messenger RNA. RefSeq lists its product as uncharacterized. The coding region runs from base 228 to 704 and encodes 158 amino acids. The transcript has 7 exons. Lineage: Eukaryota; Fungi; Basidiomycota; Agaricomycetes; Polyporales; Phanerochaetaceae. The record is from RefSeq and is a predicted model, not a curated record.